CUAACAAAGAUGCGUUUAUGUGAAAUAUUUAUUUUGUUUUUAUAUGUACUUGCAAUUUUGAAACAAACAUAAAAGUUCUGUUCUUAUCUCUAAGUCAAUCUGAGGUGAUGUGAACUGAGAAUAUUUGUUUUGUUUGCUGAAUCGUUAACUGUUUGUUCGAAUGAUUGAAUAGAUUAAUUAAACUCAGUUUAACACGUGCAAAUUAUGUUAUAAAUAUGUCAUAUCUGAAAUAUUUGAAAUGCUUUUUCUUAAUGAAUUUGCGUAAAUAUACAAACCUUUGAUUUAACGAUAAGUGACAUGAGAAAAGCAGAUUAUUAAAAAGGAAAUAUUAAUAUACUGUUUUAGCAUAACGUUCAUUCAGUAUACUUUUGUUCUUCUGGUGAUUUACUUCAAAACGUUCAUAGUGGUAUUUGUUAUGGAGAGUGAUGUUGGGCAUACAAUUCCAGCACCUGGAGCUGCAGAAUAUUUAGCUGCCGCUCGAGUGUCACUUACAUACAGGGAUAAACUUGCUUCGCUAGAUGGUACAAUUCAAAACAAACCUACUGAUUCAGAAAAAGGUAACGUGUCUAUGGGACUACAGAAAGGAAAAUUUGUAAAAAAUCCAAAUGCCCCAGAUGACAGAUUUUAUUUCAUUUUAAUUACCAUAUCGCUGUUCAGUUUGGUGCAGAUGUUGCCCUUUUUGUUUUUCAGUACUGCAAAUGAGUACUGGAUGUAUAAAUUUCGAAACACAACUCUGGACAGUAAGGACGCAAAUGAUAGAACUACCAUGCAGAGAUACUUUUCAUCGUUAACGACGUUAACUAUUACAACACCAGGGGUGAUUUGUAGUUUUCUGGCAGCAAUCGGAGGACAUAAAAUUAAAGCCACCACUCGUGUGUCCUGUGUUUUGACUGUGUUUUCAACUGUGUUAGUUACACAAGCCAUUUUUGUUACUAUAAACACGGAUACCUGGCAACUAGGAUUUUUUAUUUUCACUCUACUCAAUCAGCUGAUUAUGUCAUGUGCGAUGUCACUAGGAGGAUCAGGUGCCAUGGGUCUAAUUUCUAAAUUACCUCCAAUUUACAUGAAAGCGCAUUUGGUGGGCGAAGGCGUGGCGGGAGUUUUUUCGUCACUGUUGCGUCUUCUUACCAUCAUCAUUUCGCCAUCGACUAGUGGCGCAGCGUUUCUCUAUUUUGGUACUGGAAGCGCUCUGAUGAUCUUCACAACAAUUAUUUUCUUAUUUGCAACGAAAACAAAGUUUUUUAGAUAUUACACCGAAGGUACUAAAGACGAGGCAAAAGAAAGCCUCAGAAAUCAUAAAGACAUUAUUGAUGUACUCAAAAUAAUAUGGCCUUUAAUAAUACUACCUCUAUUUGGAAUGCUCAUACCCACGACAUCAAUAAUAAAUCUAGUGGUAUCACAGUACAAUGGCACCGACAAUAUUUGGGGAGAUAAAUAUUUUGUUACGAUUUGCUCCUACUUAGUACCGGCCCUUGCCGGAUUAUUCGGUAGAGGAUUAUUCAACUAUCUGGACAUUGAUUUAUCAGUACCCCUUCUCUACCUGUUUACCAUAACCAAAGAUGGCCUGUCUGGAUCAUUAAUAUGUUUGUCUAAUGCGAAACCAAGGCACAAUCUAACCGUCAUUGUAAACAAAGACUGGGAGUAUGCUCUACUAACAGGCGCACAAGCCAUGUCCUCAGGAUUUUUCAUUAAUUUAUUUAUGAUGAAAAUUUUAAGGUCAGUACCACCAAACCGCAUCGAACUUGCAAUGAUGAUCACCAUGUUCUUCCUGAGUCUAUUUUCGGCAAUUACAUCCCCACUUGGCGUUUUAGUGGUCAGUCUUCUUUAAAGAAAGCAAAAGACUUUCGGUGUGCGUGCAGACAGUCGGUAGAACCAUUAGUAUAGAUGACGGUAUAAACCGAAAUUUUAAACGGAAAUCUCCAAUGUCGAUAUUUUUAAUUAUGGUUAAGUAUUUGGUUAGUGUCAUAUUGUCUGUAGGGGGAAUAUACUGGAAAAGAGAGGCUGUGAUAUCAGGAUACAACAAAACAUACUAUUUUGAACUUAAAUUAUUUAGACUUAUGAAUGACUAAUUUACAGAAAAUAUAGAAAAAUUGAAAGCUUUCCUGUUAUUUAUUCUCAAUAGAUAAUGUAUUAAACAGAAUUUAGGAUUAAUCAUUAGCUAAUGAAAUUGUAUUUAUAAUUUACGUUAAAUAAAUGAGCUCCAUAUGGUAUCAACUUGCAACAA
Messenger RNA from Dendroctonus ponderosae (mountain pine beetle), 2224 nucleotides. RefSeq names its product equilibrative nucleoside transporter 3. Gene Ontology annotation, molecular function: nucleoside transmembrane transporter activity. Gene Ontology annotation, biological process: nucleoside transmembrane transport. Gene Ontology annotation, cellular component: plasma membrane. The transcript is spliced from 10 exons. The record is from RefSeq and is a predicted model, not a curated record. NCBI's taxonomy places the organism in Eukaryota, Metazoa, Arthropoda, Insecta, Coleoptera, Curculionidae. Bases 416 to 1828 code for a protein of 470 amino acids.